This is a messenger RNA of Coffea eugenioides, 1361 nucleotides long. Its product is annotated as probable WRKY transcription factor 17. The transcript is spliced from 3 exons. Gene Ontology annotation, molecular function: sequence-specific DNA binding; DNA-binding transcription factor activity. Lineage: Eukaryota; Viridiplantae; Streptophyta; Magnoliopsida; Gentianales; Rubiaceae. The record is from RefSeq and is a predicted model, not a curated record. Gene Ontology annotation, biological process: regulation of DNA-templated transcription. Bases 58 to 1125 code for a protein of 355 amino acids.
CUAUGCCUUCAAAUUAAUCUUUUUUCAUUUUUUUGGGUGUAAAGAAAUUUUUGAGAAAUGGCUUUAGAUUUUAUAGGAAUUUCAAAAAUUAACGAACAAGUUGCUCUGCAAGAAGCAGCGUCGGCCGGGAUAAAAUCCAUGGAGCAAUUGAUCCGACUUGUUUCACAUCAGCAACAAAUGGACUGCAGAGAGCUGGCCGACUCUACCGUCUCCAAGUUUAAUAGAGCCAUGUCAAGUCUGAAUCGGACUGGUCACGCCCGGUUCAGGCGUGGACCGGUUAAUAAACCGCAGAAUUUGGGUUUUCAGUCCUCUCCGGUGCCUUCUACUUCUACUUCCUCUCAGUUUCAUCCUUGCCAGGACUUGAAUCUCUCUCCGGCUCCGGUUCUAGCACCGGAACCGGCGCCGGCGGGGGUUCCAUCUCUGGGGUUGACUUUUCAGCCACAGCAGAUGUUGACUCUUGAUUUUACCAAGCCAAACUUGGUGGCUCCGAUUUCGAAUCAAGUGGACCCGAAAGUGACGAACUGUGAGGUGGUUGCUAAGGACAGUUUUAGCAUAUCGCCGCCGAUGUCGACGUCAGUGAACUCCUCCUCGUUCAUGUCGUCCAUCACCGGCGAGGGAAGCGUGUCGAACGGUAAACAAGGUUCUUCGUCCAUGUUCUUAGCUCCUGCUCCAGCACUUUCUGCCGGAAAGCCGCCUAUCGCUGGCAAAAGGUGCCGUGAACAUGAUCGCCACUCCGACAGCGCCUCCGGCAAGACCUCCGGUUCCGGCAGAUGUCAUUGCAAGAAAAGGAAAUCCAGGGUUAAGACGAUUGUCAGAGUCCCGGCGAUUAGUUCAAAAAUCGCCGAUAUUCCACCUGACGAGUACUCGUGGAGAAAGUACGGUCAGAAGCCGAUCAAGGGCUCUCCCUUCCCACGGGGUUAUUACAAGUGUAGUACUGUGAGAGGAUGCCCAGCAAGAAAGCAUGUGGAGAGGGCGACUGAUGAUCCAACGAUGCUGGUUGUGACUUAUGAAGGGGAGCAUCGUCAUACGCAAGGCGCGAUGCAGGAGAAUAGUACCACUAGUGCUGGAAGUGGCGGCACUUUAGUGGUAUUCGAGUCAACUGGAUAUAAAGAACAGAGAGAUUAAAGAACUAAUAAAGCAAAAAGAGAAAGGGAAAGUUAGGAGGGAUCUUUUUGUAACUUCCGGGUAGUUGAGGGGUGUUUUAGCCAAAGAGGAAGUUAUAAGUAGGGUAGGUUUGGGAUGGUGGGACAUUAAUGUACAUGAUAGGAGAGAAAAGAGGUCUGAAAGGCUUGGUCUAAUUUUGACUAAUGUUUUAAAAGUUUGCUUAUGAUCUAUUUCAAUUUCAAUAUUCUUUUGUCAAA